Theobroma umbraticum is the source of this 2574-nucleotide messenger RNA. RefSeq names its product vacuolar protein sorting-associated protein 52 A. Gene Ontology annotation, biological process: endocytic recycling; Golgi to vacuole transport; retrograde transport, endosome to Golgi. The record is from RefSeq and is a predicted model, not a curated record. Gene Ontology annotation, cellular component: GARP complex. Lineage: Eukaryota; Viridiplantae; Streptophyta; Magnoliopsida; Malvales; Malvaceae. Gene Ontology annotation, molecular function: syntaxin binding.
AUUUUGGUUUCUAAAAUUGUAAAAAUAAUCCACGAUCCUUCUGUUUUCUUCUUCCUCUCUCUUCUAUUCGCACUUCCACCUGUUUAGUUUCACCAAAUCAAGCUCCCUUCUUUCUCUUUUUGAAAACCUUGAGACCCUUUGACAGAAGCAAGCAAGGCAUUCACUUAGAAUCUGAAAUUUCGGUUUCAUAGAAAUUGAUGAUUGGAACGUAGCUACUGAGGUAUUGGGUGUUGAACAAGAUGGCCGAUGUUGCAGCAAACAACGCAAGUCACCCAAAUGAGACCCCCAAAAAUGUAUUUGAUUUUGGAACGUUUGUUGGAGACUUGAUUGUUGAGGAGGAUACCAGCAGUGAUGAUAUAUCGUUGGAGGGGCUUCAGCAAGAAUUGGAAGAAUGCAAAAAUGAUGAUGUGGUUGCAAAUAUAUUGUCCAAAGGUAUAAAACUAAGGGAGUAUACAAAGGGGGUUGAGAACAACCUACGACAAGUCGAGUUGGAUUCAAUUCAGGAUUAUAUAAAAGAAAGUGAUAAUCUAGUGUCUCUCCAUGAUCAAAUUCGUGAUUGUGAUAGCAUCUUGUCCCAAAUGGAGACCCUUCUCAGUGGGUUUCAGGCUGAGAUUGGUUCAAUAAGUUCAGACAUAAAAAUACUACAAGAGAAGUCUAUGGAUAUGGGUCUAAAGCUAAAGAAUCGCAAGGUGGCAGAAUCGAAGCUGGCCAAAUUUGUUGAAGACAUUAUAGUACCUCCAAGGAUGGUUGACAUAAUUGUUGAUGGGGAGGUCAACGAUGAAUAUAUGAGAACUCUUGACAUUCUAAGCAAGAAGCUGAAGUUUGUUGAAGUGGAUCCAAUGGUUAAAGCUUCAAAAGCGCUGAAAGAUGUUCAGCCUGAGCUUGAAAAAUUGAGGCAGAAAGCAGUAUCAAAGGUGUUUGAUUUUAUUGUUCAAAAGCUUCAAGCACUGAGGAAACCAAAGACAAACAUCCAGAUCCUUCAACAAAAUGUUCUUUUAAAGUACAAGUAUGUCAUUUCCUUCCUCAAAGAACAUAGCAAAGAGGUGUAUGGUGAAGUUCGUGCAGCAUAUAUUGACACAAUGAAUAAGGUUCUAAGUGCACAUUUCCGAGCUUACAUUCAAGCAUUGGAGAAAUUACAGUUAGAUAUUGCAACUUCUAAUGAUUUGAUUGGUGUGGAGACCAGAAGCACUAGUCUUUUUUCAAGAGGAAGGGAACCACUGAAAAACCGUUCUGCUGUUUUUGCAUUGGGGGAGAGAUUAAAUGUUUUAAAGGAAAUUGAUCAACCUGCACUUAUUCCACAUAUUGCCGAAGCCAGCUCUUUAAAGUAUCCAUAUGAGGUCCUCUUCAGGAGCUUGCACAAACUGCUAAUGGAUACAGCAACUUCUGAGUAUCUUUUUUGUGAUGAGUUCUUUGGGGAGGAGUCCAUAUUUUAUGAUAUUUUUGCCGGUCCAUUUGCUGUCAUUGAUGAACACUUCAAUUCUAUACUUCCAAAUUGUUAUGAUGCUAUUGGCCUUAUGCUUAUGAUACGCAUAAUACACCAGCACCAGCUUAUCAUGUCUCGGCGAAGGAUUCCAUGCUUGGAUUCAUAUCUAGACAAGGUUAACAUUUCUCUCUGGCCUCGUUUUAAGAUGGUAUUUGACAUGCACCUCGGCAGUCUGCGAAAUGCAAAUGUGAAGCUGUUAUGGGAAGAUGAUAUUCAUCCUCAUUAUGUCAUGAGGCGUUAUGCUGAAUUUACAGCUUCUCUUAUUCAUCUCAAUGUUGAAUAUGGAGAUGGGCAGCUUGAAUUGAAUAUGGAACGAUUGAGAAUGGCUGUUGACGAUGUCCUUAUGAAGCUUGCAAAAUUGUUUUCAAAACCAAAGUUACAAAUUGUGUUUCUUAUAAACAACUAUGACAUGACAAUUGCAGUGCUGAAGGAAGCUGGUCCUGAAGGCGGUAAAUUUCAACUGCACUUUGAGGAGCUGCUAAAGAGUAACACAGGAUUAUUUGUGGAAGAAUUGCUAGUGGAGCAUUUUAGUGAUUUGAUUAAGUUUGUGAAGACUCGAGCCUCGGAGGAUCCUAAUGCUAGCUCUGAGAGGCCUAUAACUGUUGCCGAAGUCGAGCCACUUGUUAAGGAUUUUGCCAGCAGAUGGAAGGCUGCAAUAGAACUGAUGCACAAAGAUGUGAUAACGUCCUUUAGCAACUUUUUGUGUGGAAUGGAGAUCUUAAGGGCUGCAUUGACUCAGCUCCUGCUUUACUAUACCAGACUUUCAGAUUGCAUAAAGAGGAUCAAUGGUGGUACUGCCCUGAACAAGGAUCUUGUGUCCAUAUCUUCAAUCAUGUAUGAAAUCAGGAAAUACUCGAGGACCUUCUAAUCCAUUGCUAUUUUCCACUUGACAAGAGGUUCUCCUAUCAAGUUGAGUUGGAACUGUUGUUGCACAUUCUCGGUAUAGUUUUCCCAGUAUAGUUGUAUAAAUUAAAAUUCAUUUUUUAUUUUUUCUUUUGUCAUCUUUUUGCCACUAGUUAUUUAAUGAACAAUUUCUUGGAUCUGGGCCAAUUUUGAUGAAGUUGAAAGAUGAAAAUUAAUGUUCUUUUGGA